Messenger RNA from Drosophila mauritiana, 453 nucleotides. Its product is annotated as tenecin-3-like. Lineage: Eukaryota; Metazoa; Arthropoda; Insecta; Diptera; Drosophilidae. The record is from RefSeq and is a predicted model, not a curated record. The transcript has a single exon. Bases 47 to 346 code for a protein of 99 amino acids.
CACAACCUGAAUUUCCACCAAGCAAAGCCAAACUGCCAGAGAGAAAAUGCGUUCCUACAUUCUGAUUGCCCUCUUCGCCCUGAUUGCCCUGGCAGCUGCUCAAGGCGGACCACAAGGUGGACAGCAGGGUGGCCAGGGAGGACCUCAAAAUGGUCAGCAAGGAGGACAGCAGGGAGGACCCCAGAAGGGACCCCAGGGAGGACAACAGGGAGGCCAGCAGCAGGGAGGUCCUGGCGGUCCAUGGGGUCUGCCUCCGAAUGGAACCGAACUCUCCAACAGUACCACCACUUCGACCACUGAGGCUAGCACCACUGAAUCCAGCAGCACAGAGGUUUCCUCUUCGUAACUUAAAGAUUGAUCCCAAUGAAAGCCAACAGGCUUGCUCAGUUCCUUAUCCUUGCCUUUAUUAAUACAAGUUCGUGGAAUAAAUUGAUAUUAGUACUCUAAUGCGUU